Messenger RNA from Cladocopium goreaui, 1242 nucleotides. NCBI's taxonomy places the organism in Eukaryota, Dinophyceae, Suessiales, Symbiodiniaceae. The record is from the annotation of a GenBank genome assembly.
AUGUCUGACAUGAGACAUGAUGCACCUUACAGAAAUCUGAGGUACUUGGUAGACUUGGUUCUCUCCAAACGGCCGCUACCGAGACGGCAAGAAGCAGAAACCGAGACCUUCACGUGCGGUGGCGAGCGUCAGAGUGCGUUGGUGACGCACGAAGAAGUGCAAAAUUGGGCCAACGGGACCCAGGAGGCGAUCAUUUGUUCCAUUUCCCACGCCUGGGAAACCAGGGAACAUCCAGAUCCGUGUCGGCACCAAUUGCAGCAGAUCGUCAAUCAUACCGGACUGUACGGUGCUGCAUUCGAAGCAGACAUUUGGAUCUUCUAUGAUUACAGCUCGCUCUUCCAAUACGAAAGAACCAACUCACAUGAAGAGAAGAGCUUUCGAAAGGCGAUGAACAACAUGCACCUCAUGUAUGCUCACGAAUGCACUUUGACAUUCAGGAUCGAAACCCUUACUCCAGAGCAUGUUUGGGAAACCAUGAUGGCUGAUGAAGAAGCUGUUGUCCGAGUGUAUGAUGCAGGCAGCAAGACUCUGAAAGAGAAGCCCUUGAAGCUCUUGGAAGCCAACAGAACUCCAUACUUACAGCGAGGGUGGUGUAUGGCAGAAAUCGAAUGGUCAUCUCUGAGAGGAGUGAAUGCACAACAUCAACACAUCGACAGAUCGGAGUCUCAAACCCAGAAACCCCUUGAUCUCAAUGGGAGAGUGCCUAUGAUCCCUGAGAAUUUCAGGCAGCAAAUGGAGCAGGCAAAGUUCACCCAUCGCUCGGAUGCUGACGCAGUGAUCUCUUUGCAACAGAAGAUUUUCAGGGAGAAGGUGAUCGAAUGUCAACACUUGGUGUUGGAAGGCCUUCCGGCCCAAGAGAUCUUGGCACUAGCGCAUGCGCUCCCACACUACGAAAAUCUGAAGAGCUUGAAGGUGAGGAGGUUUCGAUGUGGCGAGGAAGAGGCAACGUCCCUAGUCAAGGCUUUGGCAUCACGUCAAGUGGAGGCGCUUGAAAUCAGCGGUGGCAUCGGUGAAAGUGGCCGAUUCAUGGUGAAGGCUCUCGCGGAAGCCUUGAAGAUCAAUAGCUCCGUGCGGGACAUGAAUUUAGGAUUUAAUGACAUCGGUCCCGAGGGAGCUCAGGCUCUCGCGGAAGCCUUGAAGAUCAAUAGCUCCGUGCGGGACAUGAAUUUGGAAUGGAAUGACAUCGGUCCCGAGGGAGCUCAGGCCUGGCCUGUAUCGGAUGUCUUGGGCUCUUUCGCUUAA